This is a messenger RNA of Ananas comosus (pineapple), 1715 nucleotides long. RefSeq names its product transcription termination factor MTERF9, chloroplastic. Lineage: Eukaryota; Viridiplantae; Streptophyta; Magnoliopsida; Poales; Bromeliaceae. Bases 169 to 1413 code for a protein of 414 amino acids. Gene Ontology annotation, cellular component: chloroplast. Gene Ontology annotation, molecular function: double-stranded DNA binding. The transcript has a single exon. Gene Ontology annotation, biological process: chloroplast organization; regulation of DNA-templated transcription. The record is from RefSeq and is a predicted model, not a curated record.
ACGGUGUCGAGAGCUUGCGGACCGCACUCAAUGUGUCGGGUCCAAGCUCGACAGUGGGACAAGCUGGCUCGACCUUGCUCAGUGUUCACUCUGUUUUGCUCCUACAACGGAGAAACUCGUCGAACACCGUCUGUACCACUAAUAAACGGCGGUAUGCCAGCUUGAGGCAUGAGAGUAGCAACGACGGCGGCGGCUGCUCUCCUUGGACUCCGUCGCUGCUGCUGCCGCCUGCCUCCUAUUCUCGCCCCAUGCCUUAUCGCCCUAUCGUCGUCGUCGUAUUCGUCGUCAGCCCCCACCCGAACCAUAAUAAGUGAAGCCCCAUCAUCAACGGUAUCCGUACCAGAAGAGGAGGAGGAGGAGGAAUCGGAAGGAGGAGGAGGAGGAGGAGGAGGAGGAGGAGGAGAAACGGGGGUGGUGGUUGAGAGCCAGACCCCGGCCGACGUGUUCCGCCGAUGGGGCUGCACGGAGUCGGAGGUGUCCCGGAUUCUGGCGCGGCACCCGUCGCUGUCGCGGCUGAGGGUGCCCCUGCUGCAGGCGAAGCUGGAGGCUCUCCGCGGCGUCGGCGUAGGCGGCCCGGAGCUCGUCAAGAUCAUCACCUGCCGGCCGCGCUUCCUCUGCGGGCGCGUCGGCCACGGCGUCGCCGCCCGCAUCGAGUUCCUCCGGUCCACCCUCUUCCCCUCCGACGACGCCGGCGCUGCCCUCCUCCUCCGCGCCGUCUCCCGCAACCCCUCCCUCCUCACCUACGACGUGGAGGGCACGAUGCGCCCCUGCGUCGCCCUCUACCAGUCCCUGGGCGUCGACCCCCGCGCCCUCGGCCGCCUCCUCGUCUCCCGCCCCACCAUCAUCCCCCGCUCCGCCCUCGACCCCGAGAAGCUCGACCUCCUCCGCCGCACCCGCCUCGCCCCCGCCCACCCCAUGUACAAGUACGCCCUCUCCGUGCUCGCCAUCUCCCGCCUCGACACCCUCCGCGCCAAGCUCGCCAACCUCGAGAAGUUCGGCUUCUCCUGCGACGACGUCAUGGGCCUCUUCGCCCGCACGCCCAACGUCCUCACCCUCUCCGUCGACAAGGUGCAGCGCAACAUGACCUACAUCGUCGGCACCGUCAAGCUGCCGCCGCGCUCGGUGCUCGACGAGCCCGCGCUGCUCUACUGCAACCUCGAAAAGGUGCUGCGGCCGCGCCACCUGCUGGUCGUCAAGCUGCGCCAGAUGGGCCUCCGCCCCACACCGCAGGUGAAGGAGCCCUACGUGGUGAAGGCCGUCCGCAUGCCGGAGCGGCGCUUCCUCAGGUCCUUCGUGACGUGCCACGAGGAUGCCGUCGCGAGGGAGCUGAUGGAAUACUACGAGAAUGUCAAGGGGUUGCGGCGGUUGGCCGAAUCGUCGAGGUCCACCAGGCGCCUGGGCUUCCCCUUCUGACCAAUCUUUACUGCUAGAUCUCCUCAACUCCAUUCUUGUUCUGCUCCGGUGCCCCCGACAGUCGACUAACUGCUAUUGCUUUGCUCUUGUAAGAUCGCUUCAUCGCUUUUAGUAAUACGGACUCUAGUGCUCUGGACAUUUUUUGUUGGAUUAGUUCCAUAAAGAACAUACUAGUUAAGUUACACAGAUCAUGAUUCACAUUUUACCAUCUGCUUAGAUUAGAACUAGUCUUGAUUCUAGAGUUCGUUUUAGCCAACAGGAUAAUUUAAGAACAUUUGUAUUACCCCUUCUAUUCUUUUUUU